AUGGCCGACUUACUGGAGCUGCUCGCUCCACAUCUAGAUCCUAACUUCUCGCAUGACGCAACAGACAAAUAUCUCAACAGAUUGUCAACUUUGUCUCUGGAUGCCCUCCAGAAUACAGAACCCCCGUCCCUCGCUCAAUCCUCCCACUCGACCCUCCUCUCUCUACAAGCUCUAUCAAACCGGUCACAUCGCGCCUUUGUUACAUCCUCGGAUAAUCUGUCGACACUAUGUCAGUCGGCACCUCAGUUAACUCGCGAGGCGCAGCAAUUGCGCGAGGCCAUCCCGAGACUCGACGAGGAGGCAGUCAACUUUUCCACCAAAUACAGUAAAAUCACGGACAAUGCUGCGUUAGAACGACGGAAGAAGGCCAUGCAAUUAUCUCGCAAUGUCGACCGACUGUCCGAUAUACUGGAACUCCCAACCUUGCUCUCGACCGCCGUCUCUGCCGCCUCUGUGAACUCCGGCACCGGAGCCUCCUCAACAACAUACUCCUCCGCACUCGACCUACAUGCACAUAUCAAGCGAUUACAGACCCUAUACCCCGAAUCAGCUCUGAUCCAAGAUGUAGCAUCGCAGGCAGAGGUCGCCAUGAAAGACAUGACAAGUAACCUGAUCACGGGACUUCGCGCUCAGAAUCUACGGCUUGCAGCUGGUAUGCGAACCGUGGGCUGGCUGCGCCGAGUAGCCCCGGACCUCGAAGCAGCGGGGACUGGCGAAGGUGCCUUGGGCGCUAUCUUCUUAGUCUGUCGACUGGCGCAUCUCGUCUCCACCCUCGAGGCCCUGGACCCCCUCCGCGAGCUCGCCGACCAAGAAACCCAAAAGAGACUCGGCAGGGACAAGUCAGACCCCAACUCUUCGUCUGGCCAGCAGACCGAUCGCUAUCUGAAAAGGUACAUUGAGAUCUUCCGUGAGCAGAGCUUUGCGAUUGUUUCGCUAUACAAGAACAUCUUUGGUUCCGAGCAGUCUGAAUCCGAGCUUGCUAUCUCAGGAUUGCGAGGCGCCGAGUCUAAAAAGGAAAAGUCUACGCUCUCGGAGGAUUUAAUGCAACGUGUACCUCCAGCUUUGGCGACCUUCCCGAUGUAUCUUGUGCAAUUACUCACAGAUACCAUGCGAGCAUACCUGCCCAAUGUUCGAGAUCGGACUUCGAAAGAAAGCCUUCUCACUCAACUUUUGUACUGCGCAGCCAGUCUGGGCCGUCUUGGCGGUGAUUUCGGUAUGGUCUUGACCGAAUUGAGCGAGGAAGACGACGAGGACAUGGCCCAGGAAUGGGAGGACGUGAUGCGCAAGCAUCGCGCGUUGGCAGGUCGAUUGGAGCAGUUGACCAGCCGAGUACCGGCACAUUAA
Molecule: messenger RNA, 1344 nt
Organism: Penicillium salamii
Lineage: Eukaryota; Fungi; Ascomycota; Eurotiomycetes; Eurotiales; Aspergillaceae
Source: the annotation of a GenBank genome assembly